AUUGCUUUUAUUCCAGCAAGCUGCAGCCCAUCCUUUCCAGCUCCGAGCAGCCUCGGUCCUCUCGGGUUCCCUGGAGCUGCCUCUCAGAAGCCAUCUCUCCUUCAAGCCCGCAGCCGUCUGCCCCAGCGUGGUGUCUUCCUGGAACCACCAACAGAUCCGUACAAAAGCACGUGGGAACGAAUAUCAACCGAACAACCGCAAGCGCAAACGGACCCACGGCUGGAUCAAGCGCAUCAGCACGCCGGCCGGCAUCGAGGUUAUCCUCCGGCGUAUGCUGAAGGGCAGGAAGUCUCUGACGCACUGA
Molecule: messenger RNA, 304 nt
Organism: Balearica regulorum gibbericeps (East African grey crowned-crane)
Lineage: Eukaryota; Metazoa; Chordata; Aves; Gruiformes; Gruidae
Source: RefSeq, a predicted model, not a curated record